AAGAUACGGUUGUCGAAAUCAUCUAGAACCAUUCAUUUGUGCCCAACUGCUAGUAUAUAAACACAUUGACACACACGUAAACACAUAGCAACUUGAGUUUUGUAUCAAGCUAUCACACAGGGAAAGAGAAUCAAGUGUAAGACUGCCACUAGCUUGAGCAAAAGAAUGUCUGAGGUUCCCAUUAAGCCAUCGGUUACAGUAAAAUAUACCCAGCUUUUUAUUGAUGGGAAAUUUGUCGACGCAGCAUCAGGGAAAACUUUUCAGACAUUGGAUCCCAGGACAGGGGAAGUGAUUGCCAAUGUUGCUGAAGGUGAUGCUGAAGAUAUAAAUCGAGCAGUUGCUGCUGCUCGCAAGGCAUUUGAUGAAGGGCCAUGGCCAAAGAUGACUGCUUAUGAAAGGCAAAAAAUAGUUUUGCGCUAUGCGGAUUUGCUUGAGCAGCACAAUGAUGAACUUGCAGUGCUUGAGACUUGGGACAAUGGGAAGCCAUAUCAACAGGCUGUUACAGAAGUUCAAAUUUAUAUACGCCUGAUGAGAUACUAUGCUGGGUGGGCGGAUAAGAUCCAUGGUCUCACAGUUCCAGCUGACGGACCAUACCAUAUGCAAACCUUGCAUGAACCUAUUGGCGUUGCGGGUGGGAUUAUUCCAUGGAAUUUUCCUCUCCCCAUGUUUGCUUGGAAGGUCGGGCCUGCAUUAGCAUGUGGCAACACCCUUGUAAUGAAACCAGCAGAGCAGACACCAUUGACUGCUUUAUUUGCAGCAAAGCUAUUUCAUGAGGCUGGACUUCCUCCAGGUGUUCUAAAUGUGAUCCCUGGUUAUGGUCCAACUGCUGGUGCAGCUCUUGCCAGUCAUAUGGAUGUGGAUAAGCUUGCUUUCACUGGAUCAACAGAGACAGGAAAAAUUGUUCAUGAAUUGGCAACCAAAAGCAAUCUGAAGUCAGUAUCUUUGGAACUCGGAGGGAAAUCAGCCUUUAUUGUAUGUGAGGAUGCUGACAUAGAUAAGGCAGUGGAGCUUGCCCACUUUGCUUUGUUCUUUAAUCAGGGACAAUGCUGCUGUGCUGGAUCUCGUACAUUUGUACAUGAAAGUAUAUAUGAUGAGUUCGUAGAGAAAGCAAAGCAGCGCGCUUUGAAGCGUUCUAUUGGUGAUCCAUUCAAGGAGGGCAUUGAACAAGGUCCUCAGAUUGACACGGAGCAAUUUAACAAAAUCCUGAAAUACAUAAAAUCUGGUGUUGAAUGUGGAGCUACCCUGGAAAGUGGGGGAGAAAGACAUGGCGACAAGGGCUAUUACAUUAAGCCCACAGUGUUCUCAAAUGUUAAGGAUGACAUGUUGAUAGCAAAGGAUGAGAUAUUUGGUCCCGUGCAGACCAUCUUGAAAUUCAAGGACCUUGACGAGGUGAUUCGAAGGGCGAAUGACUCGCAAUAUGGGCUUGCUGCUGGGAUCUUUUCGCAGAACGUAGACACUAUUAACACAUUAACACGUGCAUUACGAGUUGGGACAGUAUGGGUGAACUGCUAUAAUGUAUAUGAUGCUGCACUUCCUUUUGGUGGGUACAAGAUGAGUGGGCAUGGCAGAGAGAAAGGAAUGAAUAGUCUGGAACAUUACUUGCAAGUCAAGUCUGUUUGCAUUCCUUUGGUGAAUCCAGCAUGGCUCUAAAUUCAAUUUUCCUUUUUCAGUCUUCGGCGUUUGCAAAUUGUAAUAAAGAGAAGACCGGAUUAAAAUAAAGAAAGGACCGGAUCAAAAUUGGAUUAUCAAAUCUUUGUUUGUUA
Quercus robur (English oak) is the source of this 1763-nucleotide messenger RNA. Its product is annotated as benzaldehyde dehydrogenase, mitochondrial-like. The record is from RefSeq and is a predicted model, not a curated record. NCBI's taxonomy places the organism in Eukaryota, Viridiplantae, Streptophyta, Magnoliopsida, Fagales, Fagaceae. The transcript has 11 exons. Gene Ontology annotation, molecular function: aldehyde dehydrogenase (NAD+) activity. The coding region runs from base 166 to 1650 and encodes 494 amino acids.